CCCAUGAUUAAUAAAUCAGAAGAUCCGAUCGAAAAACUCACAGCAAUGAUUGAUGGUGCAGAUUUUACGAGGUACAACGAAGAAAUAGAGAAGAACCCUCUCGAGAGGCACAUAAAUACUCCAUUUUUCAGGAAUAACGCUCUUCUCAUCCAAAAAUUAGACGAGCUGUAUAGAUCGACAGGUGAUGAGAACGUGCUGUUCCUGAUGCAUGCGAAGAAUAUUUCGCAAUUUCACUAUUCGUACUACAAAAAUUUUGCAGAUUAUUUUGUUAAAGUGCAUAACCACGGAGCAGCUGAUUACAUCCUGAGAAAAGGCAUCAGAAUGGACUGCUACCGCAAACAGAUACUGGCAGAUAUGCUUAAGGGCCUGCCCGCCACGUGUUCCGUUGCCGGCGAGAACAUAAAAAAAGUAUUUAGAAGAAAGUCAAUAAUUCUGUUCGGUAGAGAGUGGGUGAACCGCGACCAAAACUAUGUUUUUGAUUCGGUUGUGCAUUUUGAUGGACAAUGCUACGGAUUAAUGGAACGGAAAGCUUGUGAUUAUGUAAAAGACCUAGGUGCCCGGCACACUUUAUAAGAUUGGUUGAUAAGAUGCCUGCUUGUACAUGUUACGAAUAAAUAAAGCUUUUUCUUUUCUGCA
Vavraia culicis subsp. floridensis is the source of this 636-nucleotide messenger RNA. RefSeq lists its product as uncharacterized. NCBI's taxonomy places the organism in Eukaryota, Fungi, Microsporidia, Pleistophoridae. The record is from RefSeq and is a predicted model, not a curated record. Bases 4 to 573 code for a protein of 189 amino acids. The transcript has a single exon.